AUGCCUCUUAAAUCGAAGACUAUCUCAGUUCGAGCUAAUUUAUGCAGAAGGAUCGAAGUACUAAGGAAACUCUUCAAAACUUUUCAUGAAAAGGAACGUUCCUUUAGAACCAAAGCGAGUGAAGAAGCAGCGCCUAAAAAGAAGAAAAGAGGAUCAGAUUCCUUAGCGAAAACAGAAUUCGAAGAAGUCCAGGUAGUGAGACGUCCUGCGAGAUCUGCGGGCCGAAGGAAAAGUGCUCUACAUUGGAAACAAGAGCACAAAAUGGAAUCACCGAGUGCUAGACGUGGUGGAAUGACUCCGAAAAAAGAGGACAAGAUGACAAUUAAAGAAGAGACCAAGGUUGCUGGAGAUGUGAAAGACUUGUCAGUUGAAGAUGUCGUGCAAUCAAAAGAUUUCUGGAUAGCUCUCAAGAUUCUUGACGAAGUAAGCAAAGUGAAAAUGUUGGAAAAGCUAUUGAAUGAAGAGGAUACUGCUGUAGUACGUCGACUAUUUGAGGAAAAUCUAGCUAAACCGUCAUACAAGGAGAUAAAGCUAUUCCACCGUGCGAUGAACAAGCUUUGGGAGGAAGUAAUGUGCAACCUUGGUCAAUUUCAUUUCGAGCACGAAGCGCAUGUGCUUUUAUGCGAAAGAGAAAAGGCUAAGUCUCGAUUUCUCGACGUUAUGCUGAUUUGUCCUAGUACCCUUCCGCAAAGCUGGGGAGGACAACAUAUAUGCCAUCUCACUGAGAGUGAAGCAGGAUCACUCCUUGUCCCUGUAAUGGCCGUCGAUGAAAUUGCUUUGUUGCAUCCAACUUUAUCAGAGCGUACAGAAGAGAACAAGGAACAGAUGGUCAAACCUGAAAAAUCAUCCUUCAAGGCUGAAAAGGGUCUAGAAAAAAGGAAGGGCCAUGUGGACAUCGCAGCAUCUUUGGCAGAAGGAGAAGCUAAAGACUAUGACAAUGUGGAUUCGAAGGACCUGAACGAGUACUUAAGUCAGCUUGGACGUACAGAAGAAGGGCUCGAGAAGCAAAAGGCAAGUACUACAAUAAAACGCUCUACAGCGACAGAAGCUCCUGCUGAACCAUCCAAGAAGGGACAACAUGAAAAGCGGCUGGAGAAAGAAAUUAGUGGUAGAAGGCUUUUACCAUUGAAAGAUCUGGCUAGAACACAAGAAGACUUAUCGCCCACACAAACUCCUUUGUUAAGAGAAAAAGAGCGGGGAGAAGGAGAAUCAAAAAAGUAUUCGAAGGAGGAGGGUGUGAAAGUGGUACGCAGAAAACUUAUGAAAGAAAAAGCGAUGCCGGCUGAACCAAAACCAGAUCAUUCUACAAAAGUUUCCAGAACACCACAAGAGAGUCCAAAAUUGCAAAAAGAGGCAAAAACUAGUAUAAUACCAAAGGAACAUGUGUUGAGCAAGGCGAAGCAAGAAGUUAUAAAAUUGGUAUCUACAACACAGAGUGAAAAAAAGCAAGAACAGAUUAAAACCACCCAAGAAAAGCCAAAGGAAGAUGGGUUAUGCAAAGUAGAGAAAGUUGCGGCCACCGUCCCUACAGCUCAAGAAAUUACAAAGAAGACGGUAGAAUGUCCUACAAAGGAUGGUUUAGGUAAGAAAAUCAAGGAAAUUGUAGCAUCUGUUCCCAAAACACCAAAAGAAAGUACGAAAAUUCAAGAAGAGGAAAAGCUAUUGUUGAAACCAGAAAAAGAUGAGUUGAGCAAACGGAAGAAGGAAGAGUCGACAACAGCUCCUGGUGAACGAGAAACAAGUACAAAACGGAAAGAAAGUCUACACGCCAAAGAAAUGCCAAUGCAAGAUGAGUUAGGCAAAAAGAAGAAGAAACUGAUAUUGGCUGCAGUUUCCAGAACACCACUAGAAACUCCGAAAGUGCAAAGGGAGGCAAAACCUACAGUGAAGCCAAAGGAUCAUGAACUGGACAAGCCAGUAAAGCAAGAAAUCAUGACGGCCUCCAAAACACCAAAAGAAGGUGAGGAAAGAAGAGGAGAGAUAAAACUGAUUGAAGAAAAGCCUAAGGAAGAUGAGUUAUGCAAGCCAAAGAAAGAAGAAGUUCUGAAUGCAGUUUCCAGUACACUUCAAGAUACUACAAGAAAGCGAACAGAAGAAAGAAUUGAGGAUAAGAAAAAUGAGUUGAACAAGGAAAAAGAGGAGCCUGUCCAAGCUGUUCCCCAGACACCACAAAAAAGCGCAAAAAUCCAAAGAGAGGAAAGACCUGCAAAACCAAAGAAAAUCGAGCCGAGCAAGCAGAAAGAGGAAGUGUCGAAGGCAGCUUCUGAUAAACAAGCAGAAAGUACAAAAAAGCGGAGAGAAGAAAAGGAAUGCACUGAGCCAAAAGUAGAGAAGAAAGACGAUAAGCAAAUAGGAGAAUUGAAGGCAAUUUUCGAUGAACGGCAAAAAAUUGAAAAGCACCGAAGUAAGGAAGCACUUGUGAAGGAGAAGACAAAGCUUGAUGACUUGAGUGUACCAAAAAAGGAGAAAAUUCCAAUGGCAACUUCGAGAACACCACAACAACGAUUAGCGGAAAGAUUCACUGUCAAUCUAAAGGAAUACGGAUUGAAAAAGGAACAAAGUCCAAAAAGUAUUCCUAAGGUUGUUGACGAAAGAAAGGAAAUAUUGCCAGAGAAAGCGCAAGACGAGGAGGCUAAUCUGAAGAAAACGAAUGAACCCCCAGUAGCUGCAGAGAAAUUCGUAAAAGUUGAGGAGAAAGAAGAACUUGAAAAGCAAAUCUUAAGUGAAAUGCUACAAAAAACACAGGAGGACGACACUGGCAACUUUCCUAAGGUUGCAGAAGGCGAUAGAAAACCGAAGGAGUUGAAAAAGAAGGAAAAAGUUGGUAAGAGUUGCGAUAACGAGAAGUUUGAAAACGCAAAGAAGGGUAGCGAACGAGAACAUAAGAAAGGAGAGAAAUCAACCGCAUCUGAUGAAGCGCAUGCAAAGCUGGAAAAAGAGAAGAAAAGGACUCAUGGAAAAAUGGAAAAAACAAAAACACUAUCAAAGGUAAGAAAAUUCUUUUCAGAUAAUGUAGAGUGA
This is a messenger RNA of Cylicocyclus nassatus, 3021 nucleotides long. The record is from the annotation of a GenBank genome assembly. Lineage: Eukaryota; Metazoa; Nematoda; Chromadorea; Rhabditida; Strongylidae.